UUAAUCAUACAAAUAAAAUUACCCUCACUCUUCCUUCUUCAACAAGAACGAACCAUCUCAACUCAAUUCCUAAUUCCCAAUUCCCAAUUCCCAAUUCCAUCCCCAAAUUAGGGCUUUCAUUCCCUCUCAGAGUUUUCAUGGACAAGAUCAGAAGAGCAUCGCAUGCGGGUUCUUGGUACACCGAUAACCCAAAGCAAUUAGAAGAAGAGCUUGAUGGAUGGCUCAGAGCAGCUGGUUUGAGUAAAUCUUCUGAUGUACGAGGAGUGAUUGCUCCGCAUGCAGGCUAUUCGUAUUCAGGUCGUGCUGCUGCCUAUGCAUUUGGAAACAUAGACCCAACAAACAUUUCCCGAGUAUUCCUUCUUGGUCCCUCUCACCACUAUUACACCCCAAAAUGUGCUCUUUCAGCAGCUACAGUUUACAAGACUCCAAUAGGGGACCUACCUAUUGAUUUGGAAGUCAUUGAGGAACUCAAAGCUACUGGAAAAUUUGAACUGAUGGAUCUUCGUGUUGAUGAGGCUGAACAUAGCAUGGAAAUGCACUUGCCAUAUCUUGCCAAAAUAUUUGAGGGGCAUCCAGUGAAAGUUGUGCCCAUUUUGGUUGGUGCUCUUAAUGCUGAAAAUGAAGCAAUGUACGGAAGGUUGUUAGCAAAAUAUGUUGAUGAUCCUAAAAAUUUCUUCUCCGUGUCCUCAGACUUCUGUCACUGGGGUUCUAGGUUCAAUUAUACACACUAUGAGAAGAAACAUGGGGCCAUACACAAAUCAAUUGAGGCCCUGGACAAGAUGGGCAUGGAUAUAAUAGAAACAGGAGAUCCAGAUGCAUUCAAAGAGUAUUUGCUGGAAUAUGACAACACUAUUUGUGGACGCCAUCCAAUUAGUGUUUUCCUUCAUAUGGUGAGGAACUGUUCCACAAAAAUCAAGAUCAAAUUCCUCCGCUACGAACAAUCAAGUCAAUGCAAAACAAUGAGAGACAGUAGUGUAAGCUAUGCAUCUGCAGCAGCAAAGGUGGAAGCUUGAAGAUGUAAGAAACGCUGUUCUGGUUCACUGGUGUGAGACUCGUAAUGAUUUAAAAAAAAAAAAAAACAAAACUCAUUUUGAAUCGAUUCUGAUGUCUUAAGUCAUCUACAUGUAUGCGUGAUGCUGAUAAUGAAACAUACUGCAAAUCUGUCUCCCUAUCGUCUUUGGAUUGUUCAUCGAGCAAAUCCCAUAUCAUCUUUGUUAUCCGUCAAACUUUGUGUGAUAUUCCCCUCAUUCACACGUACUUCAAUAUAUAUGCUUCCUUACC
Molecule: messenger RNA, 1281 nt
Organism: Rubroshorea leprosula
Lineage: Eukaryota; Viridiplantae; Streptophyta; Magnoliopsida; Malvales; Dipterocarpaceae
Source: the annotation of a GenBank genome assembly